Topomyia yanbarensis is the source of this 4080-nucleotide messenger RNA. RefSeq lists its product as uncharacterized. NCBI's taxonomy places the organism in Eukaryota, Metazoa, Arthropoda, Insecta, Diptera, Culicidae. Bases 1 to 4080 code for a protein of 1359 amino acids. The record is from RefSeq and is a predicted model, not a curated record. The transcript has 3 exons.
AUGGCUUUGUUGGAAUAUUAUGCGAAGGAGUUCGACAAGGACAGUAAGUUUGCGGGCCAAGUAGAAGCGUGGGCGGAAAAGUUGGAGAAAUUUUACGACGAGUUUCACCGGACGGUGGUGAAAUUGGAGAUGUUUUCCACCGAUAAGGAGCCAAUCGACCUGAAAAAGGAACGGCAGUUGUUCGACGGUCGCUAUUAUGCUCUUCGGUCCUUCUACUUGGCCAAACUGGCGAAGAAAAUACGUUCUUCCCCUUCUGCCAACCCCGCACCAUCGAGACCAAUGAACAUCAGGCUUCCGGAGCUUAACCUACCCAAGUUUAGCGGUAAGUUGGAAGACUGGUGUGUUUUUCGCGAUUCGUUUGAAUCCGCUGUAGGUUCCCGGAGCGACAUCAGUGCGGUCGAGAAAAUGCACUAUCUGAAGGGCCUCGUUCAAGGAGAGGCAGCGCGCAUUCUCGACCCUAUCAAAAUAAGCGAACAGGGCUACAAGGACGCUUGGCGAACGUUGCGGCUGCGUUUUGAGAACAACCGGCAGUUAAUCAAGUGUCACAUUCGGACGCUUUUCGACACUCCAACAAUGCGCAAGGAAUCAGCUGAAGAUCUGCUUGCGCUGAUCGAUCGCUUCGAGCAGCAGAUCUCCGUUCUGAAAAGCUUGGGUGAACCAGCAGACCGAUGGAGCUCUAUCCUGGUUUACCAGCUAUCUAUACGCCUCGAUCCUUGUACGCUCCGGGAAUGGGAGAACCACUGUAGCAAACUCGAUGCUGACAACAUCGCUUCAGUUCUGGGAGGAACCGCCGGCACAUCAGAGGACACAAGCACUGGUGCGUCAACUUCAAUGCCAUCAUACGUGACGAUGCAAGCCAAAUCCGACAUCCAAGCUAGCAGCUUUUCCAGUCGCAGCUACACAGCAAACUGCAGUAUCCAGUGCACCCUCUUCCAGCGCCAGCAAGCCGAAGCCGUGCGACAAGUGCGACAGAAAAACCUUUGCAUUAACUGUUUGAGAUCGAGUUCCCAUUAUGCCCGGAACUGUUCUGGGUCAAGAUGCCGUACAUGUACCAAGAAGCACCACACGCUUCUUCAUACUGAGCCCUCUGACGACAAUCCCGCUUCUGGUCAAGCCACCGGAUCAACUUGCUGUGUUGCCCUCCAGCCGACUCUCACCGCAGCAUCUGCGCUGCAUGCUCCAAACUCACUGUCACCCCAGUCUGUUUCGCAAGCUCCCAUCCAGCAACCGUCUACCUCUACCUCAAUCGCAAACUUAUCCCACAUUCAUGCGCCUUCCAUGAGUUCUCAGACAGCCCUCGUAUCACAUACUGGUGAAGUGAUUCCUGGAACCGUUUUCCUUCCGACUGCGCUAGUGAAUAUCCGUAACGGUAGAGGUCGCAUCGUUACUGCUCGUUGCUUGCUGGACUGUGCUUCCCAACGCAACUUUGUUUCUGGGGCUCUUUGCGAACGACUGCAGCUUCCUCGCAUCCGAUUGCCGCAUGCUAUCCCGAUAAGCGGAAUCGGAAACACUACAACGCUGGUUGAAUACCAGGCCACGAUAACCAUCUUCUCUCGAGUCACUCCCUUCUCCGUACAAUGCUCCAUGCUCGUUCUGCCUUCCAUUACCGUCAAGCUGCCCCAGUCGACGGUAGAAGCCCGCCACUGGCCGAUUCCAAAGCACGUGGAGCUUGCAGAUCCAACAUUCGCUGUUGCUGGCGACAUCGACAUGAUUCUGGGUGCCGCCCAUUUCUUCCAAAUUCUUCGAUACGGCAGGAUAUCGCUCGGGGAAGAGUUACCGCUUCUGCAGAAUACAGAGUUCGGUUGGGUCGUCUCCGGAGAGUGUUUAUUGGAAAACCACGAUCACAGCGAUCCACGCAAGUGCCAGUUCAGUAAUCCCUGCACAAUCGAUGAAUUGGUCAACCGAUUCUGGCAGCUCGAAGAAGUCCACGAUGCAAAGGGAUGGUCUCCGUCGGAACGAUACUGUGAGGAACAUUUCUUGAAGAACACCACCCGCAACUCCGAAGGCCGCUACGUCGUCAAGCUGCCCAAGCGUGACGAGCUGCUUUGGCAGUUAAAGGACAACAAAUACAACGCCACCCGCCGCUUCUUCUCUCUAGAACGCUCACUCGGUGCGAGUCCCGAUAAGAAGGCGAUGUAUCAGCAGUUCAUCCACGAGUACGUGAGAUUGGGACAUAUGCGGGAGAUUGGCCCCGAUGAAAUCGACGCGCAACCGCAAUACUACCUUCCACACCACGCUGUGAUGAAACUCGACAGCACCACUACAAAGCUUCGUACCGUAUUCGACGCAUCAUGCCGCUCGAAGUCCGGUAUCUCGCUGAACGAUGUCCUGCUUCCUGGUCCCACAAUCCAGGACACUCUCGUGACGAUUGUCCUCCGUUUUCGAAUCCACCAGUUCGUGAUAUCUGCGGACAUUGAAAAAAUGUACCGGCAGAUUUUGGUCCAUCCCACCGACCAACCGCUGCAGCGAAUUCUCUGGCGCGACGAUCCCGAGGCUCCACUGAAGAGCUACCAGCUCCGCACCGUCACAUACGGCACAAGCAGUGCUCCAUUUUUGGCAACUAGGGUGCUGCAGAAGCUCGCCGAUGAUGAAGGGCAACAUUUUCCGCUGGCGGAACCCGCUGCCCGCCACGACUUCUACGUCGACAAUUUGCUGUCUGGUUCUGACGAUGCUGAAUCUCUCGCCGUUACCUGCAACCAGCUCAUUGCAAUGCUCGCAGGCGCAGGACUUCCUCUCCGGCAAUGGUCUUCGAAUUGUCAAGCUAUUCUUGAUACCAUUCCGUUGGAGCUCCGAGAGACGAAAACACUACUCGAUUUGGACCACGAGUCCUCCGUGACUGCACUUGGCCUCCGCUGGGAACCGUCGACCGAUUUUCUUUCGCUCAAGACGCCGAAUUGGAAGGAAUGCACGGUUCUGAACAAACGAACGAUCCUCUCUCAGAUCAGCAGCCUUUUCGACCCCUUAGGUUUGAUUGGACCGACCAUUGCAAAGGCGAAAAUCAUGCUGCAGAGUCUUUGGAAACUCCAUCUCGACUGGGACACACCCGUGGCUAACGGAUUCGCUCACGCAUGGCAGGAAUUUCACCAGAAGCUUUCAGCACUUGCCCACCUUCGAGUUUUUCGCCAUGUGUUACGUCCGGGUUACGACCGCUUGGAGAUUCACGGGUUCAGCGACGCUUCAGAGUCUGCAUAUGGCGCAUGCAUCUAUCUCCGGUCAAUACCUGCCGAGGGCCCUUGUACAGUUCGCCUGGUGAUUUCUAAGUCCAAGGUCGCUCCGAUGGGGACUCAAACCAUUCCACGCCUCGAGCUAUGCGCAGCUCAACUCCUGUCCAGACUUCUUAAACAAGUUCAGGACAGCCUCGACAUAACCGCCACCACAUAUCUGUGGACCGAUUCUUCCAUCGUCUUGAACUGGAUAUCCGCAACUCCAUCGACAUGGAAGACGUUCGUAGCCAACCGAGUGGCUGAAAUCCAAGAGCUGACGUCUCACGCCGUUUGGAAUCACGUCCCAUCCGAAGACAAUCCCGUCGAUCUCGUUUCUCGAGGAAUGGACCUCGAUGAACUCCUCGCUAGUGCACUGUGGUGGAACGGACCGCAGUGGCUAAAACCAAUAUUCGCUCCUUGGCCAGCGAAGUACGUCGUCGUAGCGACCUCAAACUCAGACCAACCGGAGGUCCGACAGACUAUUGCCCUUCCGGUCGUGAGCGUAGAACCGUCAGAUAUCGUCGAUCGCUAUUCCAAUCUUCGUCAGCUACUUCGGAUCGGCACACUUCUUCGGCGUUUCGCCGCUAACUGCCUUCACCGGAAGAAUCACCAACCAAUUCUUGUCGGCCCGUUGACGGCUCUUGACAUUGAUCGCACUCUGCUCAAUCUGGUCCGUCGCAUACAACAGCAGUACUUUGCCAACGAGAUACGCCAACUUGAAACCGUCGGAAAAGUAAACCGUAAAUCCAAACUACGGUAUCUGCACCCGACACUCGUAGACGGCAUUAUUCGUGUCGGCGGCCGGCUUCACAAUGCUGCGAUACCUGUCGACGAAAACACCCGAUCGUCCUCCCCAAACAUCGUCUCACCGACAUGA